Messenger RNA from Phodopus roborovskii (desert hamster), 9411 nucleotides. It is a transcript of the gene Eppk1, whose product is annotated as epiplakin 1. Gene Ontology annotation, cellular component: cell junction; cytoplasm; keratin filament. Gene Ontology annotation, molecular function: keratin filament binding; structural molecule activity. Gene Ontology annotation, biological process: intermediate filament bundle assembly; wound healing. NCBI's taxonomy places the organism in Eukaryota, Metazoa, Chordata, Mammalia, Rodentia, Cricetidae. The record is from RefSeq and is a predicted model, not a curated record.
AUGAAUGGCCAACCACCUCCUGGUGAUGUUUCGGUUGCCAAUGGCACUGAACAGUCCAUUGUUCCUAAAAUCAUGAAGCAUCAGUUGGGAGCCAGCACCUGUUCCAGAUCCCAAGCAGAGGCUGCCCCAUCUACCACAGCCAGAAGUAUUGCUGGGGUGUAUGUGGAGGCCUCAGGGCAGACCCAGAGCUUCUAUGCUGCCAUGAAGCAGGGUCUCCUGCCUACUGGACUUGGGCUGGCUUUGCUUGAGUCCCAGGCAGCCACUGGGGGCCUUGUGGACCUUGCCCAAGGCCAGAUGUUUUCUGUGUCUGAGGCUCUGAGGCAGGGUCUGGUGGGACUGGAACUAAAGGAGAAAUUGUUGGCUGCUGAACGUGCAGUUACUGGCUAUCCUGACCCCUAUGGGGAUGGAAAGCUGGCCCUCUUCCAGGCCAUCAGGAAGGAAAUUGUGGACAGGACCCUGGGGAUGAGAUGGCUGGAGGCCCAAUUAGCUACUGGAGGCCCCGUGAACCCAACUCAAGGUGUGCGAGUGGCCCCAGAGGUAGCUUGCCAGCAGGGCCUUUUAGACCAGGAGACAUGGCUCAUCCUAGUGGAAUCAGAGGCCGGCAUGGGUGCCCCAGGGUUUUUUGACCCCAAUACACUGGAACAGCUGCCAUACUGCAUGUUGUUAGAUAGGUGUGUGCAAGACCCCAGCUCAGGCCUGCCCCUAUUGCCCUUGAAGACCACCUUUCAUACCCUGGGUGGAGCAGCCAGCGCCUCAAUGCUGCUGGAGGCAGGAGUACUGGAUGAGGAGACAGUUCAAGGCCUGCAGGAGGGCACACUGGUGGUAUCAGAUGUGGCCACUCGCCCUGAGGUGCAACGUUAUUUGGAGGGUGUUGGAGGGUUGGCAGGGGUUGUCCUGUUGCCUGGAGGCCACAAGAAGAGCUUCUUCCAGGCUACAGUUGAACACUUGCUCUCUAAGGGCAUUGCACUACAACUCUUGGAGGCUCAGGCUGCCACCCGCACCCUUGUGCACCCAGCCACAGGUCAGCGACUAUGGGUGGAGGAGGCAGUCAGAGAAGGUCUGGUUGGCCCAGAACUCCAUGAGCAGCUCCUGGUUGCAGAGCAAGCAGUGACUGGGUAUUAUGACCCCUUCAGCAGCUCCCGCAUCCCCCUUUUUCAGGCAAUGAAGAAGAAGCUUGUGGACCAGCCACUGGCUCUGCGCCUCCUAGAUGCUCAGCUGGCCACAGGUGGGCUUAUAUGCCCAGCCCGCAGAUUCCGGUUGCCUCUGGAGGCUGCCCUGCGCUUUGGCUGCCUGGAUGCAGAGACUCAGCAACAUCUCUCUCAGGCAAUGAGCUUUUCAGAUCCCACCACACAUGAUAGCCUUCACUAUGAACAGCUGCUGGCCUACUCUGUCACUGACUCAGAGACAGGGCUUGCUUUCCUGCCUCUUCCUGGAGGACCCCAUGCAAAAGAGUCCCAAGGACCCACAUUUAUUGACCACUGUACUCGGCAGGCCUUGAGCAAGGCCACAACCUCUGUCUCUCUAGGGAAGUUCCGAGGCCGGCCUGUAUCCCUCUGGGAAUUGUUCUUUUCUGAGGCAGUGCCUGUUAAACAGAGGGCAAUGCUUGCCCAGCAGCACCAGAAAGGGGCCCUAUCAGUGAAUGAGCUUGCAGCUGAGCUGAAGGCCAUUGUUGAGCAGGCUGCAGCCACUGCCAAAGUCACCUUUGCUGGGUUGAGGGACACUGUGACAUCAGGAGAACUGCUGAAGGCUAAGAUAAUCAACCAGGACCUGUUUGAGCAGCUGGAACGUGGACAGACCUCAGCCCAGGAUGUGGGCAGCCUGGACUCAGUGCAAAGGUACCUGCAGGGCACAGGUUGCAUUGCAGGCCUACUGAUGCCUGACUCCCAGGAACGCCUCAGUAUUUAUGAGGCCCGUAGCAAGGGGCUUCUCAGGCCUGGUACUGCCCUGAUCUUGCUUGAGGCCCAGGCUGCCACAGGCUUUAUCAUUGACCCAAAAGAAAAUAAGAGAUACUCUGUGGAGGAAGCACUGAGGGCUGGUGUCAUUGGGCCUGAUGUCUAUUCAAAGCUACUGUCAGCAGAACGUGCAGUCACAGGCUACACAGACCCUUACUCUGGGGAGCAGAUCUCCCUCUUUCAAGCCAUGCAGAGGGACCUUAUUGUUAGAGACCAUGGCAUCCGCCUGCUGGAGGCCCAGAUUGCCACGGGUGGGGUAAUUGACCCUGUGCACAGCCACCGUGUGCCCGUGGACGUGGCCUAUCAGCGUGGCUACUUUGACCAGAUGUUGAACUCUAUCUUGUUGGACCCAUCUGACGAUACCAAGGGAUUCUUUGACCCCAACACACAUGAAAAUCUCACCUACCUGCAGCUUCUGGAGCACUGUAUACACGACUCUGAGACAGGCUUGCACCUCCUGCCACUUAGUGGUACACGACCCCAGCUGGUAGACUGCUCCACUCGGCAGGCCUUUCAGAAUCUACUGCUGUCCGUGAGGUAUGGACGGUUCCAGGGGCAGAGAGUUUCUGCAUGGGAGCUGAUUAAUUCAGAAUACUUCAGAGAGGACUGGAGGAGGCAGCUGCUGCAGCAUUAUCAGCAGCGCAAGGUCACACUGGAACAGGUCACUCGGCUGCUGGAGGAAGAGAUGAAGAAGUGGGCAGACAUCACACUGCCUGCACUAUGCGGCCAGGUCACUGCCUACCAGCUCUUAGAGGCACACAUCAUCAACCAGGAGCUCCUGGACCGUGUGCUGAUGGGGACGGUCAGCCCAGAUUCCCUUCUUCACAUGGGUGAUAUUCACAGGUACCUUCAGGGCUCAGGCACUGUGGGUGGUGUGGUACUACAGCCCUCCAACCAGCGAAUCAGUCUCUACCAGGCCAUGAAGCAGAAGCUUCUGGCGCCAGGUGUAGCCCUGGCCUUGCUGGAGGCCCAGGCAGCCACUGGAGCCAUUACAGACCCCUGUAGUAUGGAGACCCUGUCAGUAGAUGAGGCUGUGUGCAGGGGAGUGGUGGGAGCAGAAGUAUAUGGCAAGCUAAAACGAGCAGAGCAUUCUAUCACUGGCUACAGAGACCCCUUUUCUGGAAAAAAAGUGUCCCUGUUCAGGGCUAUGAAGAAGGGCCUUGUCCCUUUGGAGCAGGGAACCCGCCUAUUAGAGGCCCAGGUGUCCACAGGAGGUGUCAUUGAUCCCAUAACCCACCUCCACCUCCCCAUGCCUGUGGCAGUCCAGCGUGGCUGCAUUGACCAUGACAUGGAGGUGGUCUUGUCCAGCUCUCCUAAGACCUUUCCCACACCUGAUGGCCAGGGACACACCAGCUAUGCCCAGAUUCUGGAGCAAUGUCUCCAGGACAAAGCCUCUGGGCUUUACCUCCUGCCCCUGACAGAAGAUGCUCCUGCUAUUCCCACUGAUACCCAGAUCCAGGAGACCCUACAAGCAUCAGCUGCCACUGAGGAUGGUGUAUCCCUCUGGGAUCUGCUCACCUCUUGCCACUUUACUGAGGAGCAGCGCAGGGGCUUCCUUGAGGAUGUGAGGGUUGGGAAGAUUUCAGUGCCAGAGCUCCAGGACACUGUGUGUAGCUGGGUGCACGCAGCUAAGCUCCUGGCCCUGGCCCACAUCACUGUUCCAGGCCCACGGGGUGAAGUCCCUGCUGUUUGGCUACGAGAUGCUGGUAUUAUUACCCAAGAGACACUGGAAGCAUUGGCACAGGGCACACAGUCACCUGUCGAGGUAGCUAAACAGCCUGCUGUAAAGGCCUGCCUCUGGGGCACAGGCUGUGUGGCUGGUGUGCUUCUGCAGCCCUCGGGGACUAAGUUGAGCAUUGCCCAGGCCGUAAAGAAUGGCCUCCUGCCCACAGGCCUGGGCCAGCAGCUUCUGGAAGCCCAGGUAGCAUCUGGCUUCCUUGUCAAUCCAUUAACCAACCAAAGAUUGUCGGUGGAGGGUGCAGUGAAGGCCGGCCUGGUGGGCAGGGAGCUGAGUGAACAGCUGCGGCUGGUGGAGCUGGCAGUCACAGGAUAUUCAGACCCUUAUUCAGGAGGCUCCCUUUCUCUAUGGCAGGCCAUGGAGAAGGGGCUUGUAACCAAGAGUGAGGCCUUUCCUCUCCUCCAAGUCCAGCUGGCUACUGGUGGUGUUGUGGACCCUGCUCAUGGAGUGCGCCUGCCCCAGGCAGUGGCCUGCAGGCUUGGCCUCCUGGACGAGCAGACAAGCCAGUUGCUGACUGCCACUGAGAAGGAAAGCAAGCUCUUCUUUGACCCAAACUCCCAUGAAAAGAUGACAUACCAGCAGCUCAAAGAACUCUGCGUUAUGGAUGCUGCCACUGGCCUGUGGCUGCUGCCACUGCCCCAGGACACUGUGCUUGAGGUGGAUGACCACACUGCAGUGGCACUGAGGGCUAUGAAGGUGCCCAUCAGCAUGGGGAGGUACCAAGGACACAAUGUGUCACUCUGGGAUCUGCUACACUCUGAGUAUGUUGGACCUGAGAAACGGCGAGAGCUGGUGGCACUUUGUUGUUCCGGGCGGGCUGCUGCCCUGCGGCAGGUCAUCAGUAUGGUCACCACCCUGGUGGAAGCCACAGAAAAGCAGCCCCCACAGGCCACCUUCAAAGGACUCAGGAAGCAGGUUUCAGCUGGGGACUUGUUUAGGUCCCAGCUGAUCAACAAGCAGACACUGGAUGAACUCAAUCAGGGGAAGAGGACAGUCCAGGAAGUAACAGAGAUGGACAGUGUGAGGAGGUCCCUGGAAGGAGGCAACUUCAUCGCUGGGGUCCUUAUUCAGGGUACAAAAGAGAAGAUGAGUAUCCCAGAGGCCUUGAGAAGGCACAUUCUGAGGCCAGGCACAGCUCUGGUAUUGCUGGAGGCACAGGCAGCCACCGGUUUCAUCAUCGACCCCGUGGAGAACAGGAAGCUAACUGUAGAGCAAGCCUUCCAAGCAGGGAUGUUUGGCAAGGAAACCUAUAUGAAGCUGUUAUCAGCUGAGCGUGCUGUCACUGGUUACACAGACCCCUACACAGGGGAACAGAUCUCCCUCUUCCAGGCCAUGCAGAGGGACCUCAUCGUCAGGGACCAUGGCAUCCGUCUGCUGGAGGCCCAGAUCGCCACGGGUGGCAUCAUCGACCCUGUACUCAGCCACCGUGUGCCUGUGGACGUGGCCUACCAGCGCGGCUAUUUUGAUGAGGAGAUGAACCGUGUAUUGGCUGACCCCAGUGAUGACACCAAGGGAUUCUUCGACCCUAACACACAUGAGAAUCUCACCUACCUGCAGCUGUUGGAGCGCUGUGUGGAAGACCCUGAGACAGGCCUGUACAUGUUGGAAAUUGUAAAGAAGGGACAGACCUACAUGCAUAUUGAUGAGGCCACAAGGCAAGCUCUGAGAUCCAGAACUAUGAAAAUGUACAUAGGGAAGUUUUCAGGCCAGACAGUGUCCAUGUGGGACCUGCUCUCUUCUCAGUACUUCACAGAAGGAAGGAAAAGAAAGCUUUUGCAGGAGUACAGAGCCCAGAAGAUAGGCCUAGAGAAACUGGUAGAGGUUAUCAUCUCCACUGUGGAAGAAACAGAGAAGCAAAACCAAAGAUUCAAGAUGGCAGGCAUCCGUGGUGACGUGACUGCUGCAGAACUGUUCAACUCUGGGAUCCUUGAUAAGAAAACCCUGGAUAUGCUUCACAGUGGGGAGAGAGGGUGCCAGGAUCUCUGCCAGCUGGGGCAUGUCAACAUCUACCUGGAAGGGAGCAAUUGCAUUGCUGGGGUGACUGUACCACUCACCCAGGAGGUAAUGAGCUUCUAUGAGGCCAGCAAGGAAGGACUAAUCCCAGCAGGGUUUGCAGCUCAGUUGCUGGAGGCACAGGCUGCCACUGGGUACCUAAUGGACCCCCAUACCCACCAGAGACUACAUGUGGAUGAGGCCAUAGCAGCCGGGCUGGUGGGUGAAGACCUGAGAGAAAGACUUGUGAAUGCAGAGAGGGCAGCAAAGAGCUACAGAGACCCAGUCACAGGAGAGACCAUCCCACUAUUCCAGGCCAUGGAGAAGAAGUUAGUCAGGAAGGAGGAAGCACUGAGGUUGCUGGAGGUACAGGUGGCCACAGGUGGAAUCAUUGACCCACUGCACCACCACCGAGUUCCCCUGGAAACAGCCUGCAGGCGUGGCUGUCUCAGUGAUGACACAGUUGUACUCGUUGCUGAUCAGAAGCAUAUGAGGAAAAGGUUUGUGGAUCCCAACACACAGGAGAAGGUCACAUACCAGGAGCUGCAGGACAGGUGCCAGAGGGAGGAGAAGUCAGGCUGGGCUCUGUUCCCAGUGGUAAAGGACAAAAAGGACAUGGAGUAUGUUGAUGAGGCCACCAAAAGGGCUCUGGAGGCAGAGCAGGUGGAGGUGACUAUGGGGAGGUACAGCGGCCAGAGGAGAUCUGUGUGGGAGCUGCUGAACUCAGAGUAUGUGACAGAGGAGAAAAAGAUUGAGUUAGUGAGGAUAUACAAAGGUGACACAUACCGGGCACUAAAAAGAGUGGUAAAAGUUAUUCUACAAAUGAUAGCAGAAAAGGAAGGAAAACACAGACAACUAUGGUUCAGAGGAUUGCGGACACAAGUCACUGCGGAGGAAUUAGUAAACUCAGCUAUUAUUACAAGACAGACACUGAAAGAUCUGGAAGAAGGCAGAACCACUGUAGAUAAAAUUGAAAGCAAUGAAGACGUGAAAAGAUAUCUCCAGGGCACCGGAUGCAUUGCGGGUGUCCUGGUGCCCGUGCAGGGGGAGCCCGGCCGGCAGGAGAAGAUGAGCAUCUACCAGGCCAUGUGGAAGGGCGUGCUGAGGCCCGGCACAGCCCUGGUGCUGCUGGAGGCGCAGGCGGCCACCGGCUUCAUCAUCGACCCGGUGCACAACCGCAGGCUGUCGGUGGAGGAGGCCGUGGCAGCGGGCGUGGUGGGAGGCGAGGUCCAAGAGAAGCUGCUGUCUGCUGAGCGGGCCGUCACUGGCUACACGGACCCCUACACUGGCGAGCAGAUCUCCCUCUUCCAGGCCAUGCAGAGGGACCUCAUCGUCAAGGACCACGGCAUUCGGCUGCUGGAGGCCCAGAUUGCCACGGGUGGGGUCAUUGACCCCACGCACAGCCACCGUGUGCCCGUGGACGUGGCCUACCAACGCGGCUACUUUGAUGAGGAGAUGAACAGCAUUCUGGCAGAUCCUGGCGACGACACCAAGGGCUUCUUCGACCCCAACACACACGAGAACCUCACCUAUCUGCAGCUGCUUCGUCGCUGUGUGCGGGACCCAGAGACUGGCUUCUACAUGCUGCAGCUGGCGGGAAAGGGCUCCACCGUGCACCACCUGAGCGAGGAACUGAGACGUGCCCUCCGAGAAGCCCGAGUGACGCCAGGCACGGGCGACUUCCAGGGCCAGAGCAUCUCUGUCUGGGAGCUUCUCUUCUACCGUGAGGUGCCCGAGAGCCUGCGCCAGGACCUGCUGCGACGGUACCAGGCUGGCGGGCUGACCCUUCAGGACGUGAGCUCUACCCUCACCUCCCUGCUGGCCCGAACCAGGGAUGGGAGCCCAAGUGUAGACGCCCAGGGGACCCUGGGGAAGGCCACCAUGGAAGUGAAAGUGGGCCGUCUCCGGGGCCAAGAGGUGCCGGUUUGGGACGUUCUGUCAUCCAGCUACGUGAGCAGGGACACGAGGAAGGAGCUGCUGGCCCAGUUCAGCUCUGGGACGCUGACUCUGCCCAUGCUGACCCGGAGACUGACCACCAUCAUCGAGGAAGCCGAGGAGACCCAGGAGUCCACGCCAAAGCUGACUGUUGCCUCCCUCGACCAACAGGAGACCCGGGGCAGAAGCUCGGGGACCCUCGCGGACAAGGGCAAGGGCAAGGUUGAGGACGAUGCCGCAACUGCCAGGCAGAAUCAGGAGCAGGCUCUGCGUGCUGCCACCAUGCGGGUCCAGCGUGGGCAGUUCCGGGGCGAGCCAGUUUCCGUGUGGCAAGUCCUGUUCUCCCCGUACCUCAGUGAGACCCGCCGAGAGGAGCUCCUUGCCCAGCACUUGGCUGGCACCCUGGGUCAGCGUGAGCUCAUCACCAUCCUCACGCAGGUCGUCGAGGAGACGGAAGAAAGGCUCAGCAAGGUGUCUUUCCCCGGGCUGAGGCGCCAGGUAACUGCAUCUGAGCUGCACACAUCCGGGAUCAUAGACCCCGAGACUCUGCGGGAUCUGGCACAGGGGACCAAGACCCUGCGGGAGGUGACGGAGAUGGACUCUGUCAAGCGGUAUCUGGAGGGCACCAGCUGCAUUGCGGGUGUCCUGGUGCCCGUGCAGGGGGAGCCCGGCCGGCAGGAGAAGAUGAGCAUCUACCAGGCCAUGUGGAAGGGCGUGCUGAGGCCCGGCACAGCCCUGGUGCUGCUGGAGGCGCAGGCGGCCACCGGCUUCAUCAUCGACCCGGUGCACAACCGCAGGCUGUCGGUGGAGGAGGCCGUGGCAGCGGGCGUGGUGGGAGGCGAGGUCCAAGAGAAGCUGCUGUCUGCUGAGCGGGCCGUCACUGGCUACACGGACCCCUACACUGGCGAGCAGAUCUCCCUCUUCCAGGCCAUGCAGAGGGACCUCAUCGUCAAGGACCACGGCAUUCGGCUGCUGGAGGCCCAGAUUGCCACGGGUGGGGUCAUUGACCCCACGCACAGCCACCGUGUGCCCGUGGACGUGGCCUACCAACGCGGCUACUUUGAUGAGGAGAUGAACAGCAUUCUGGCAGAUCCUGGCGACGACACCAAGGGCUUCUUCGACCCCAACACACACGAGAACCUCACCUACUUUCAGCUUUUGCAGAGAGCCUCUGUUGAGCCAGAGAGUGGAUUGCUGUUUCUCACCGUGUCUGAAUGCUGAUUGUUUAAUUUAGGUUUUGAUAGGUCCUACAGGGCUUGCACUCUUCAUGAUUUCGAUUGUUAUACUCUCUUUAUAGAGAUAAUCUGAGUUGUCUUUUCAGGUUUCAAGUUUGGUUUAUGUUUUCUUUUUCCUAUCCUAAGUGCUUUUAUUUUGAUCAUUGUUUUACCAUUUAUGUCUUCUGUUUCUUUUUUUUCUGCAUAAAUUUUUCAUUUUGUUUUGUUUUACUAUAUUCAGUUGUUGUUUUGGUGCAAACCUGGACGUGGAAGGAGUGAUGUUUUCAUAUGGCCUCUAACUCUAUUCCAUACAAUGCCAUGUUUACUCACCAUGGUGUCCACACUGCUCCUAAAUCCACUGGUGAUCUUCCUUCCUUUGUCUCCUAAGCUCUGGUUUAUAGGUGUAAGCCACCAUGCUUGGCAAAAUACUUCAACAUUUGAAAUAUGGACACUUUUCACCGAUGUGUAUCAAUUUCCCUUGUGCAUUUAGCAUAGUGUUUCUUUUUCCCUCUCCAUGUACCACAUUGCGUUUUAGUGCAUUCAUGUCUUUGAUAAUAAAUGAGUUUCUGACAGUAAAAUG